Onychostoma macrolepis is the source of this 1467-nucleotide messenger RNA. RefSeq names its product sperm flagellar 1 (gene spef1). Gene Ontology annotation, cellular component: axoneme. Gene Ontology annotation, molecular function: microtubule binding. NCBI's taxonomy places the organism in Eukaryota, Metazoa, Chordata, Actinopteri, Cypriniformes, Cyprinidae. The coding region runs from base 50 to 727 and encodes 225 amino acids. The record is from RefSeq and is a predicted model, not a curated record. Gene Ontology annotation, biological process: regulation of cytoskeleton organization. The transcript has 7 exons.
UUCAAACACUCAUACUAAUGCCUGUACCAUUGAGACAAGCUUGUUUCAAAUGAUGGACGGGUCUAAACAAUUAGACGAAGAAACUUUGCAAGACCUCUACGCGUGGAUAGACAAGAUACCUCUCUCCAGACCCAAACGGAAUAUAACAAGAGAUUUUAGCGAUGGAGCAGUUAUGACUGCAGAGGUAGUGAAGCAUUUCUUCCCUAAGCUGGUGGAGCUGCACAACUACACACCCGCGCAUUCCAUGCAACAGAAGCUGAGUAACUGGAGCACCCUGAACAGAAAAGUUUUCUCCAAGCUGAACUUCCAUAUAUCUGAAGAGACGGCGAAGAAUAUUGUAGUCAGCACAGCAGGCUACAUCGAACCAGUCCUUUGCUCUCUGAGAGAGAAGAUAGAGGAGAAACAGGCAGGAAAACACUUAGAUGGCACACUGGACUUGGAAUAUUACAGCACUACAACUGGACAGUCGAGAUCAGCCCCUCAUACCAGUGCAGCCACUGUGAAGAAGAAAGACAAAGUAAGUGCUGCUGCAGCCUUGAGACCAAAUGUGGAUCCAGGUGUCCGUUUGCUCUUGGAGGAAAAGGAGCAAGCCAUUUUGGCUUUGCAGGAGACUGUUGAGAUUUUACAGAUUAAGGUAGACCGAUUGGAGCAUCUUGUGCAUCUUAAGGAUCUACGCAUCGAGGACUUGACAAAACACUUAGAGCGAUACAAGGCACGCAACUCAUGAUCUCAUUAUUAACAUAUAGAUCCACCAUCAGGAAUUUUAUUUCAGGAAAAGCAUACUAUGUGCAUACUUAAGACUCAUAAUAAACUGUUACAGAGAUAUGAAAUCAUCUCAUUUUCCUCACCUGUUUUCUGACCUGUGAUUGUUAGAGCACUCAGAAUAGAAGCACUGAUGUCAAUAACUAGCAUAUUGUAUCAGCUAAGACCAUCUACAGGAGUUUAUGUACACUGGACCAAACUUUGGCUUUAAAGUCUUUAUUCCUGGGGAGAUUUCAACAAUUCUGUGGAUGAUUAGUUUACUCUGAACAGUAACUGCAAUUACUAUGAUAGUGUUUCCAUUUCAUGUGGAAUUACUGAACAUUAUUUAUAGUCACGUUGAUGUGACUUAAUUUUCUAGAGCUUUACAGUAGAUUCAGUUUAAAAAAAGAAUUUACUGUUAAUUGUACUGUUAUCUGAGGUCCACAUAUAAUGUUAUCAAGAUUUUUACACCAAAAACCACAUAAUUUAGAAGUUAUUGGCUAUUGGCUAAACGCCCACUGCUAUGAUUGGCUAAAAGUUGUGUAUUUUUGACAGCCUACAUCCUUCAUAAAUGGAAGCUGCUGUGAUUUAGGUUAAAAAUGUAUAAAUACUCAAAAAGCAAAUGAUCUGUAAUAACAGACAAAGAAAAAGUGAUCACGUAAUGAAAACAGUUACACUUGUGUGGUGCGACAUUGGAUCCAAUAUAGUUGAUACAGCAUCGUCUUC